AUGCCCAGCAAUCCUACUGAGUUCGCUAUUCCUGUGACAUCCGAGGAUACUACUAGUGAGAAGAAGGACAACUUGAAGCAGGAGGGCUCGUCUAAGCUUAGCAAAGACAAGAAGAAAGAUGAGGAGACCGAAGGGGAGGAAUUAUCUGAAGAACUUGAAGACCAGCAGCUCAAGGAUGAGCUUGAAAUGCUAGCAGAGCGGCGGCUGAAGGAAUCUAAUGCUGACCUCUAUAAACCGGCGCUGGAAACUCUUAGGACUCUCAUCCGCACAUCCACCUCCUCGAUGACUUCUGUUCCGAAACCACUCAAGUUUCUGCACCCGUUGUACCCCGGCCUUCAAACGCUCUACGAAAUGUGGGAGCCAUCCGAAAACAAGUCUUUAUUCGCAGACAUCUUAUCGGUCUUAGCUAUGACUUGUUCAGACACCCAACCGCGAGGCACUCUUCGCUAUCGUUUACUGGCAGCAGAAAUGCGGCCAGCAGGCUCACCGCUUUCCGACCCUGGAUCAUGGGGGCACGAAUACAUUCGACAUCUUGCUGCUGAACUGGGUGACGGUUACAACAUUCGUGAACAAGAAGAUAACAAAGUCGAACCAGUCAAGGGCUCAUUGCCAGUGCCCAAAGUUCCUGGCACACUUGACGACCUUCGUGCUCUCGCGGAAGAGUGUGCCGCAUUCCUUCUCGACCAUAACGCCGGACCGGACACUAUCGAUCUUCUUCAAGAGUUGGAAAUAGUGGAGGAAUCAAUCCUUCUUGUCGACAAGAAUACAUACACACGCGUUUGCCAAUACCUCAUUAGUUUCGUCAAUUUACUUCCACCUCCGGAUGAUUUCCUUCGAACCGCUCACACGAUCUAUGCGCGACAGAACAAAUUCUCAGAGAGACAACUUGCUUUCAUUCUUGCAAGAGCGCAAAUACUCAUCGAGCGGUUGCCCGCCAACCCGGACGACAACAUCGACAUAGAGGACGGGUUUCCCAAAGACAUUCGAGAACAUCUCAGCAACACGCGCCUUUCUACUCAUCUGCGUGAAUUCGGCAAAGAACUCGGUCUUACAAACGCGAAGAACCUCGAAGAAGUUUACAAGACGCAUCUGGAAAACACAAAGCCAAACGCGCUUGCCAACGUCGAUUCCGCGCGUGGUAAUUUGGCUGGCUCGUUCGUCAACGCAUUCGUCAACGCCGGGUAUGGGAAUGAUAAGCUGAUGGUAGAGGCGGAAGAGGGCAAUUCAUGGGUGUACAAGAACAAGGAGCACGGUGCAUUAUGCAAUCUCCAAGCAUCGCUCUUUCAACUCGUUCCAGGUAUGUUAAGUGCUGCCGCAUCUCUUCAAGUUGGCGUCAGCCUCCGAGUCUUGUGGGACACUGAAGUCGGUUUCUCACAUAUCGAUAAAUACACCUACUCCUCUGAGGAGUACAUCAAAGCUGGUGCACUUUUGGCUACUGGGAUCCUCAGCAGCGGUGUUCGAACUGAAGCUGACGUUGCGAAGGGUUUAAUAGGGGAGUAUGUCGACAACAAGUCUGUUCCUCUCCAAACUAGCGCCACCGUUGGUCUCGGUCUUGCAUAUGCAGGGGCUCAUCGUCAAGACCUGUUGGAGCUAUUGCCUCCACAGAUAUCAGACGAUGUUAGCAUGGAGAUUGCUGGUCUCGCCGCGCUCGCCCUCGGAUUUAUCUUUGUCUCCAGCCAAAACGGCGAAAUUACCGGAACGAUCCUUCAAGUGUUCAAGUUGAUGGAGAAGGCCGAGCAGAACGACGUGUCUCUGGAUGAGAAAUGGGCAUUGGGUUUGGGCCUCUUAUACCUUGGCCUUCAAGACGCAUUGGACACGACCAUCGAAACAUUAAAGGCGAUAGAACACCCAAUCGCCAAGACCGCGCAAGUUACUGUGGAGGGAUGCGCCUUCGCUGGCACGGGGAAUGUGCUGAAAAUCCAAGCCAUGCUGCAGCACUGCGACGAGCAUAUUGUGGAGAAGAAAGAGGAGAAGAAGGAUGACAAGAAAGAGGACGCUGCUGCCACAACAGCACCGGCUGCCGGAACAGCGGCAACAUCGGAGGCGACGCCGAAAGAAGAGAACAAAGAGGAUACGAAGUCCGGAAAGCAAGAUGAUACCUUCCAGAGCUUCGCCAUCCUCGCCGUUUCGCUGAUCUCGAUGGGUGAGGAGAUUGGUGCGGAGAUGGCGCUAAGGCAGUUCCACCACUUGAUGCACUAUGGCGAGCCUGUUAUCCGAAAAGUAGUCCCUCUGGCAAUUGGACUGAACAGUGUUUCAAAUCCUCAACUGCCCAUUCUCGAUACGCUCUCGAAGUACAGCCACAACAACGAUCUCGCCGUUGCACUUAACGCCAUUUUCGCUAUGGGACUCGUCGGGGCAGGGACAAACAACGCGCGUUUAGCGCAAAUGCUUCGUCAAUUGGCGGGCUACUACUACAAAGAGCCAGAUUGUCUCUUCAUGGUCCGUGUCGCUCAGGGCCUGGUGCAUAUGGGCAAGGGGACCAUUGGUCUGAACCCGUUUUACUCUGACCAGAGUAUCAUGAGCCGUCCUGCCGUUGCUGGCUUGUUGGCGGUUCUCACGGCCUUCACGGAUGCAAAGCACUUCAUCCUCGAUAAGUAUCAUUGGAUGCUAUACUUCCUUGUGCCUGCGAUGUAUCCAAGGUUCCUGAUUACCGUCGACGAGGAGCUCAACCCCAAGCCGGUAACUGUUCGGGUUGGACAGGCUCUGGAUGUUGUUGGCUACGCGGGCAAGCCUCGAACGAUAUCUGGUUUCCAAACACACCAGACGCCAGUGAGGUUGGCGACCAAAGAUCGUGCGGAACUGGCAACGGAGGAGUACAUUCCAUUUGCGCCGGUGCUCGAAGUGGCGGCACUGGUGUUGGGGAAAAAGCCUCGCGUCAAAAACGCCCCGAAAGGAGUGUCGGCGUCACGCGGCGGACAACAGCCGCCGCCUCCAGCUCCCAAACCACAAGGUCGUCCAACUCAGAAAUUGACCCCCCAAAAUGCUACGCCAACUGCAAACGUGGCACCGACAGUUGGCAGUGUCAGCCAGCGUGGCUUAAGUGCCGUGCCCCAAAAGCGUACGAGGCCCGGGAGCUCACCUGACGACAACCUAAACAUGAAUACUACUUGCCCACCAACCUCCCAGUUGGAUCCAGUGACAAAACGGCAGCGAUUUUCAACUCUCGAUCGACUCGAGCGCGACUCUCAAACUCUUAGCAACCCAUCAUUUCGGCGUCCGACCACUCGCUUUGCUGGACCGGAAGAUGCAGAGCGUAAUCCCAUGGCCCCUCCGCUUACGGGUCUGGCUGGUGUAAGCUCACUCGCCUCUUCACGCUUGAAACUUAUCCAUCUUAGCGGAAGCGGCAAGCAGAGUUGGACGCCGAAUUUCAAGUUGCGCAACCACAUGUACAGGCCCAACCUGGAGCAUCAGCUCCAAAGUUAUCGCUCUCCACUUUCGUCGAUCUUCCUCCAGCCCAGAGGCCAGCAGCGUCGUAUCAUAGCCCCGCAAUUCGGAGGUCCGGCACCGGCAACUGGUACCGACGACGAGCAGGACGUCGACGAUGCUCAACUGGAGACGAACGACCAUCGUGAUUCUUCUGGCUCCGAUGAAAGCGACACCGAAUACCCUCGACUUCAUGCGACUGGCCCGAUGGGCCUAGGAUUUGAAUCCGAUAAUCCAGGCAACUACGACAAUACGAUGCAGAAUUAUGAGGAUUAUAACCCGCUACGUGGGAUCACGUAUUCCGAUUUGUUCGACCACGACUCGCAAAACAAUCGGCCUUCUAGUACUUCGAACGUGCGCUUGCCAGCAGAAACUGGGUCAACCCCAGACUUUCAAUCGUGGCGAGCGCCCUCGCCACAAUUCACAGAAUUUCCUCAAUCCCAGGCUUCGCCACCAGUUUUUGCAUCUGCGAGGACUACGCUGACGCAUUCGAACUUGGCAAAUUCAUUCCAAAGCGCUAACUUCCCGGCUUCGACCACACCCUACUUUGCUUCAGAUACAUUUCUAGCUCCAUCACAACAACAACAACAACAACCCUCCGAUAUAAACAAAAUCUCAGACUUGCCUCCAACUUCAACGACUUCGUCGCGAGGGCGAACGACCUUCCCACAAGCCCCACAAGUAUAUGUCACUCAAGUCGAUGAAACGAGCGCAGGCCACGGUGUCGACCAUCAACCGCGCGCGACGUUGUAUGGACAGGGACGGCCACCGGGUUCGAAUACCGGAUUACGGCCGCCACAUUCACAAGGAAGCGAUGGGUCUCAAGGCAGCAGCAACUCCACUACUUCCUACCGUCCAGCGUCCGGAUUCGAGGUAAAAUAUCUCAAGUCCGCUUCAAGUAACUGA
Molecule: messenger RNA, 4329 nt
Organism: Mycena indigotica
Lineage: Eukaryota; Fungi; Basidiomycota; Agaricomycetes; Agaricales; Mycenaceae
Product: 26S proteasome regulatory subunit RPN1
Exons: 18
Coding region: 1-4329 (1442 amino acids)
Biological process (GO): proteasome-mediated ubiquitin-dependent protein catabolic process
Cellular component (GO): proteasome regulatory particle, base subcomplex; proteasome storage granule; nucleus
Source: RefSeq, a predicted model, not a curated record